Messenger RNA from Chelonoidis abingdonii (Abingdon island giant tortoise), 3001 nucleotides. It is a transcript of the gene BRS3, whose product is annotated as bombesin receptor subtype 3. Gene Ontology annotation, biological process: bombesin receptor signaling pathway. Gene Ontology annotation, molecular function: bombesin receptor activity. Lineage: Eukaryota; Metazoa; Chordata; Testudines; Testudinidae. The record is from RefSeq and is a predicted model, not a curated record. Gene Ontology annotation, cellular component: plasma membrane.
CCUACCAGUCAUAUCUGACAGGUAUAUGGGUGAUCACAAGAUAACAGGCCUCAAUUCUGCAACCCCUGAUAUAUCUCCUUAACUUUAACCACGAGGCAUUCUAAUGAAGUCAAUGGGAUUGCUCAGGUCAGUAAAAUUAAGCACAUAUGUAAGUGUUAGCAGCAACAGAGCCAUAGUUUGCUACCUUAAAUUGUCUUUUGGUAGCCCACUGGAUUACUGUGUCCACAUUUCUGUAGGGCACUGAUCUAUACAAUAGUAAAAAUCAACACAGCUUCAUGACUUGAUAUCUUUUCCUAUAGAUGUUCAUUAUCUGUGUUUCAAUAUGUUUUAUCCACUAUUAACACAUGCUGCAGAGGACUAUGUUAAUCAGUAGACUUUACACUCAUCUAUAAUCUUUUGAAAACCUGAAAGGUUUCCUAUAUAAGUAGUACAGUGUACAUUUCUUUUGUAAAAUAUGUAACAAAGCCUUAAGAAAUAUUUACUAGGUAAUAAUAAAAAAAAAUCUAUUCACAAGUAUCUCAAUGAGAAAAAAAAUGACUACAGAUAAUACCUUUAAGAACCUCUCUUUUCCUCCUCCCUCCCCACCUCCAAUGGCUGAAAAGCCAAUAAAAGAAUUCUCCACCUCCCACACAGUUCAGUCCUGGAUCUGUGUGCAUUAUCCCAAUCAUACUUCGGGACUUAGGAGUGGGGAAAGGAAUUAGUUAAUGUACUAAGGAAUCUUAAUUUCAAACAUAAUUAUAUACCUUUUAAAUAGUCUUUCUUACUGACAUGAUACAGGUUGAGAAUUAAACAUUUCUCAACAAUUUCAACUCAGCCUGGACAGAAGACACAUUUAAAGAGAUGUCUCUGGCACACUGGCAUUCAGCUAAUCAGACUUCACACACAUCGGUCAAUAUUACAGAACAACUGAGAUCUAUCACUGACAACGAUAUUGCAAAUCAAGGAUGGACUGAAGACUCCUUUCCAGGAUUAGAAAUACUGUGCACAAUUUAUGUUACAUAUGCUGUAAUCAUUUCAGUGGGUCUCCUCGGAAAUGCUAUACUCAUCAAAGUCUUUUUCAAGAUUAAAUCAAUGCAGACGGUUCCAAACAUUUUCAUAACCAGCUUGGCUUUUGGAGAUCUGCUUCUUUUGUUAACCUGUGUGCCAGUAGAUGCAACACGCUACAUUGUAGAUACCUGGCUCUUUGGAAGAAUUGGCUGCAAGCUGUUAUCUUUUAUCCAGCUAACUUCAGUUGGAGUAUCAGUGUUCACUUUAACUGUUCUCAGUGCUGACAGGUACAGAGCUAUUGUUAAACCCUUGGAACUGCAAACAUCAGAUGCAGUUCUGAAGACCUGCUGUAAAGCUGGCUGUGUUUGGAUUGUCUCCAUGAUAUUAGCAAUCCCAGAAGCUGUAUUUUCGGAUUUAUAUUCAUUCAGCAAUCCUGAAAAAAAUGUAUCUUUUGAAGCAUGUGCCCCUUAUCCUGUAUCUGAGAAGAUUCUGCAAGAAGCUCAUUCUCUGGUUUGCUUUUUGGUGUUCUAUAUUAUACCGCUAAUUGUCAUUUCUGUCUAUUAUUUUCUUAUUGCCAAAACAUUGUACAAAAGCACAUUCAACAUGCCAGCUGAAGAACAUGGCCAUGCCCGUAAACAGAUUGAAUCCCGCAAGAGAGUGGCAAAAACAGUGCUGGUGCUAGUUGGUUUGUUUGCCCUCUGCUGGCUGCCUAACCACAUUCUCUAUUUGUAUCGAUCUUUCACCUACCACUCUUCCGUAGAUGCCUCUGCCUUUCAUCUUAUAGUCACUAUUUUCUCCCGGGCUCUGGCCUUCAGCAAUUCCUGUGUCAAUCCCUUUGCUCUUUAUUGGCUGAGUAAAAGUUUUCGGCAACAUUUUAAAAAACAAAUCUUGUGUUGCAAGGUGAGGCUGCCCACACGGCCUUCCAGCAACACACCUACCAGAGUUUUGUCAGCCACAGGCAGCACAAAUGGCUCAGAAAUCAGUGUUACUUUGCUAACAGAUUAUAGUAUCACAAAAGAAGAGGAGAGUGUUUAGUCCUUCGAUAAUGGAGAUGUGCCAACAUCAUGCUUCCCCCAAGAUUCUAAUGCACUGGGACCCUGCUAGGAGCCACAAGUAAACAAAAGAAUGCAGCCUUCAUACAGUCUGUGAAAGCAUCCUCAGCAGGACUUCUUAAUAUCUUCAAUUAUACGAUGGAAAAAUCACACCAGUGUGUGUGGGGAAAAAGAAGAAACACAACUGAUAUAAGCUCAGUCAAAAGGAUAGUGCCUAUUCCCUGGGAAUGUUGUGCAUCCUUUCCAUAUGCCUGAGGUUUCUGCACCAAGCUGACAAAGUUAAGCUCAGUUAAACACAUUUAAACUCACUUGAGCUGCAGGAAUAUUUUUGUACUGGUUCUGUGUUCAGAAAAUUAGAAUUGUUGUUAUUCUCUUGGCCACAGAGUAGUGACAAUGAGCGCUGCCUUUUGUUGAGCACUUAUGUUGCCUUUGAUGUUUUUAAAAAUGGAAGCAGCUCUCCAUAGAAUGACAAACCACAGAGGUUUCUUAUUUUGUCACUUUCCUUGCACCAAAUAUUGAACAAUGGUCAAAACUUUGGCGUGAAAGUUUAGGGGGAGGUUGUUUAAUUUCAGUUUAUGAAAAAAAAUAAACUACGCUGAAAGCAGCAGCACAAUGAUGAGACAGCGCUAAGCAAACAUAUGUCAGUAUAACAGCAUUGCUCAAGGGGUGGAAAAUCCACAUCUGGCACUCACAUCUGUUCAGUGGGGAUAAUCAUACUUACCCACCUUUGUUCAGUACUUUGAGCUCUAUAGAUAAAAAAGUCCUAUAAAAGUACUAAGUGUUAUUAGUUAGUAUUUGAUUUUUCCUCCCUUGAUCAGUAUAUCUAUCCUAUCAACUCAACAGUCAGUAAGAGCUAGAACAGGUGCUGGGAGUUAGUUUGCUUCAUAGCAGUAAUUUUCAAACUUUUUUUCUGGAAACCCAGUUGAAGAAAAUUGUUGAUGCCUAUGACCUAACACAGCUGA